Molecule: messenger RNA, 2983 nt
Organism: Candoia aspera
Lineage: Eukaryota; Metazoa; Chordata; Lepidosauria; Squamata; Candoiidae
Gene: STIM1
Product: stromal interaction molecule 1
Exons: 12
Coding region: 123-2429 (768 amino acids)
Biological process (GO): activation of store-operated calcium channel activity; intracellular calcium ion homeostasis; store-operated calcium entry
Cellular component (GO): endoplasmic reticulum; plasma membrane
Molecular function (GO): calcium ion binding; calcium channel regulator activity; protein binding
Source: RefSeq, a predicted model, not a curated record
CCGCGGGAGGCCGGGCCGGAGCCGGAGCCGGACGCGCUUCCACCUGCAGCCCCGGGGCGGCCGCGCCGCGCCUGCCGCUUCCGUGCGGGGCCGAUGCGGGAGCGGAGGUGACCGGCGGCGACAUGGCGCUGUGGGGCCGCAUCGCCCUGGGCCUGCUGUGCGGCUGCCUCCUCCUGCCGCCGGGCCGCGGGGAGGGCGCCCCCGGCGGCUCCGACCUGGACGUCGCCACGCUGGAAGAGUUCUGCCGCAUUGACCAGCCCUUGUGCCACAACGAGGACGAGCAGCUCAGCUUCGAAGCCAUCCGCAGCAUCCACAAGCAGAUGGACGACGACGCGAACGGCAACGUGGACGUGGAGGAGAGCGACGAGUUCCUGAGGGAAGACUUGAAUUACCAUGACCCAACAAUCAAACAUAGCACUUUCCAUGGGGAGGAUAAGCUCAUUAGUGUUGAGGAUCUUUGGAAGGCCUGGAAGGCAUCUGAAGUGUACAACUGGACAGUCGAGGAGGUCGUGCAGUGGCUGAUCACCUACGUGGAGCUGCCCCAGUAUGAAGAAACCUUCCGGAAGCUGCAGCUCACGGGUCACGCCAUGCCCAGGUUGGCAAUCACCAACACCACCAUGACGGGGACGGUCCUGAAGAUGACGGACAGGAGCCACCGGCAGAAGCUGCAACUUAAAGCCCUGGAUACGGUGCUCUUUGGCCCGCCCCUCCUGACCCGUCAUAACCACUUGAAAGACUUCAUGCUGGUGGUGUCCAUUGUGAUUGGCGUGGGGGGCUGUUGGUUCGCUUACAUCCAGAACCGUUAUUCAAAAGAGCACAUGAAAAAGAUGAUGAAGGACCUAGAAGGUCUUCACAGAGCUGAGCAGAGUCUCCACGACCUCCAGGAAAGGCUGCAGAAGGCCCAGGAGGAGCACCGCACGGUGGAGGUGGAGAAGGUCUCCCUGGAGAAGCGGCUUCAGGAUGAGAUCAGCAUAGCCAAGCAGGAGGCUCAUCGGCUCCGGGAGCUGCGGGAAGGGACGGAGAAUGAGCUCAGCAGGCAGAAGUAUGCGGAGCAAGAGCUCGAGCAGGUCCGGAUGGCCCUCAGGAACGCCGAGAAGGAGCUGGAAUCCCACAGCAGCUGGGCGGCCCCCGAGGCUCUGCAGAAGUGGCUGCAGCUGACCCAUGAGGUGGAGGUGCAGUACUACAACGUGAAGAAGCAGAACGCGGAGAAGCAGCUGCUCCUGGCCAAAGAGGGAGCUGAAAAAAUUAAAAAGAAGCGUAACACCUUGUUUGGCACGUUCCAUGUGGCACACAGCUCGUCCUUGGAUGACGUGGAUCAUAAGAUCUUAACGGCCAAGCAGGCGCUGAGCGAGGUGACCGCGGCCUUGCGAGAGCGGCUUCACCGCUGGCAGCAGAUAGAGCUGCUCUGCGGCUUCCAGAUUGUCAGCAACCCAGGCAUCCACACACUGGUGACGGCCCUCAACAUCGACCCCAGCUGGAUGGGCGCCCCCGCGCGGCCCAACACCUCCCACUUCAUCAUGACCGAUGACGUGGACGACCUGGACGAAGAAAUCGUCUCUCCCAUGUCCAUGCAGUCUCCCGCCUUGCCGAGCAGCGUCGUUCGCCAGCGCCUGGUGGACCCCCAGCAUCCCUUGGGAUCUCAGAGGUUGGUAGAGAGUCACCAGCAGGCCCCCAGCCAGGGUGAAUCAGGACCGCUGGUGCAUUACCUGCCUGGCAGGGUCACUCUGCGCCGAAUGCCCAGCCUCACCAGCUGCAGCAGCAUCGACGUCCAAGCCGCUCCGCCUCACUCAUCUGCUGCCGGCCACGGAGCGCCCUCUGCUUCCGCUUGCCACACGCUCCCCAUCCUCUACCACCACACCACCUCCUCUUACAUCCUCCAGAUGGAUGCCCUGCCCAACCUGCCCCCUCCUGACGUCACCUCCGGGACGCACUGUCAGAUGGAGAGCUUGGGGGACCUGGCCCACUCUGACUCGGACUCCUCCAUCCCGCACCUGAGUGACCACCAGCGGGCGGCCACUUCCGCACCCAAGCUGCGCCCCGCCCUGCUGAGCAAGCCGGCCGAGGAGCAGCACCCCAAGGAGCCAGUCGAGUCCGAGAGCCCCCUGACGAUGAAGAAGGUGCCGGUGCUCAACCACCACGGGCUGGAGAAAGCGGCCAGCCUGGCGGAGCUUGGCCCUAGGGGCGCCCGCUCGGGGGACUCCUCCCGCUCACACAGCCCUAGCUCCACUGAGCCCGACACGCCCUCACCGCCCGCUGAUGGCCGCCCCGCACUGGCUCUCCUGGCCAGCAAGGCCAACAGCCGCAUCCCGCACCUGGCCGCCAAGAAGGUGGCGGGUGAGGAGGACAGCGGCUCCACCGGUGAGGAGACCGACUCGGGCCCAGGCAAGAAGAAGUUCCCGCUCAAGAUGUUCAAGAAGCCCCGGAAGUAGCUGCGGGAUGUGGGGGGCGGGCAAGCCACCCACCGCCAGACCAGAUCUGCCCCACCGCAGCCUGGGAGCCCCGCUGCCUGCCCGACGAUGCUCUUUGCUGGGGGCCUCCUGUGGCCGGAGCACCCCUGCUUGACUGCGCAUGGCUUGUACCCGCCACCCCUUUCUGCCCACUGCUGUCCUCUGCGUGGCAGGAGUGGGAGAACUCCGGCAGGGUGCCCCUGGACUGCAGCCUUCCCUCGGGAGCAGAGCCGAAGCUUCGCGGCCCUUGUGGCUGGACUCGGGCGGUGCGGCCGGGGCAGAGGAAGGCGACGCUUUGGGCUCCUUGCCGCUCCUCCCCACUCUCGGGCUGGACGGAGCAGCCGUGGGGCCGCCACGCAGGAGGCUGUCUCGGGGCAAGGAAGAAGGUAGCCACCCGGCCAGCAAGGCUGCAGGGUGGCUGCCAAGGCAGGGACGGAGGCAGCUUCUCCAGGCCGGCCGGCUGCUUUUCCUUAAGGGCCGUUUCAUAAAACUGUUUUGAAUCUAAUAAAGCAUGUAGACUAUUUUAAUAAGCUCAA